Molecule: messenger RNA, 1613 nt
Organism: Zingiber officinale
Lineage: Eukaryota; Viridiplantae; Streptophyta; Magnoliopsida; Zingiberales; Zingiberaceae
Product: protein trichome birefringence-like 26
Exons: 4
Coding region: 101-1423 (440 amino acids)
Cellular component (GO): Golgi apparatus
Molecular function (GO): O-acetyltransferase activity
Source: RefSeq, a predicted model, not a curated record
UAAUUAUUAAUUACUAGCUAGCUUGCUAUUUAUUCGUGAGUCUCGCUGGGCCUCGGCGGGGACGGCGCUCUGGGAGCUCACAUCGCCGCAUUGCUCUAUUAUGGGGUCGGAUUGGGGACAGUGCCAGCAGCUGCAGCGGAAGAGCAAGCAAUUUUUGGUCAAGUUCCUCGGCCUGGCGCUUCUUGUUGGCCUCUCCUCCCGUCUCCUCUUCUCCGGUUCCCCCAUGUUCACGCCGGCGAGCGAGUUGCCCUCCGAAUCCAUAGCGGAGAGAUCAGACUCGACGGCGGGGGUUUCUGAGGAGGCGUAUAAAGUAUCAGCUUCAACAGACAAGUCUUCAAUUCCAGUUCCAGAAGCAGUCACAGAGGACCAGGUUUCAAAAGAUAAGUGUGAUCUCUUUACUGGAGAAUGGAUCCCAAAUCCUACUGGACCAACAUAUACCAAUGAAAGCUGCAGGUUUAUUGAAUCUCCUCAGAAUUGCAUGGUGAAUGGGCGUCCAGAUACAGGAUAUCUAUUCUGGAGAUGGAAGCCACAUGGGUGUGAUGUUCCUCCAUUCAGUGCUAAGAAAUUUCUGGGUGGUAUGCAAAACAAAUGUUUGGCACUAAUUGGCGACUCAAUUUUUCGUAACCAUGCACAGUCAUUGCUUUGUCUCCUUUCCAAGGUGGAAGAACCUGUUCUGGUUUUUCAUGAUGAUCAAUACAGAUCAAGGAGAUGGCAUUUCCCCUCGCACAACUUCACGCUCUCGCUCAUCUGGAGCCCUUUCCUCCUUAAGGCCGAGACUUUUGAAGAUGACAACGGUGUGGCAACAUCUGAGAGUAAGCUCCAUGCUGACACACUUGAUGAAACAUGGACAAGCCAGUAUAACAGCUUUGACUAUGUGGUAAUAUCCGGUGGGCAAUGGUUUUUGAAAGCUGCAAUUUAUGUGGAGAAUAACGCAGUUAUCGGUUGCCACUAUUGCCCGAAACUAAAUUUAUCAGAACUUGGUGUUCAGUAUGUCUACAAGAAAACCCUCAACUCUUUAUUCCACUUUAUCAACACUUCAGAGCAUAAACCGACCGUCAUAUAUCGCACAUGGACGCCAGACCAUUUUGAGUUUGGCAGAUGGUCCAGUGGUGGAGUUUGCAACAGGACCACACCGUAUAAGGUUGGGGAAUACACUGGUACAGAUUUGGACCGUGCCAUGCAGAACAUUGAGUUGGAGGAGUUCACCAAGGCAAUAGGAAGAGCAAAUGGGGCAAAGCUGAAACUCCUUGACACUUUCAAACUUUCAUUGUUGCGACCUGAUGCGCAUCCAGGACCUUACAGGACGUUCCAUCCAUUUGGCGACGAUAAAAACAAGAAAGUUCAGAAUGACUGCUUGCACUGGUGCUUGCCUGGUGCAAUCGAUACUUGGAAUGAGCUAAUUGUUGAGCUUAUAAAGGACUAGUGAAUUCAAGUUACCUUUUUGCUGAUGGAACUUUGUUUCUUUAAUCCUCUACACUUGAAAUGGAAAUGCUUAUAAGCCAGUGUGUCAAAUUGAUGUAUUAGCAUUUAGCCUCCAUAUUACUAUAUUAGGUUUAAUUGUAAAUUUUCAUCUUUUAGAAACUCGAUUUAAUGGAAUCUGAAAUCUUAGCACA